Lates calcarifer (barramundi perch) is the source of this 3677-nucleotide messenger RNA. RefSeq names its product NAD kinase. The record is from RefSeq and is a predicted model, not a curated record. NCBI's taxonomy places the organism in Eukaryota, Metazoa, Chordata, Actinopteri, Centropomidae. Bases 333 to 1472 code for a protein of 379 amino acids. Gene Ontology annotation, biological process: NAD+ metabolic process; NADP+ biosynthetic process. Gene Ontology annotation, molecular function: NAD+ kinase activity. The transcript is spliced from 10 exons.
AUUCAGCGGCAGAAUGCACCACGAGGGUUUAGUGUUAAGUCCUCACUGGAACAAAUAUAGCCACUGUGAAUCCAGCUGGAGGGGUUGGUAGCUGAUACCGGGGCCUGACCACAGUGCAUGGAGACGCUCUCAGCCUCUCAGACAGCCGCCAGCUGACUCACAGCUCCUCCACAACAAACCAACGGACGCUGCUGCUGCUGCUGCUGCUGCUGCUGCUGCUGCUCCACGAUGUGCAGCAUUGGAGGAAGUUGUUGAGUUGUUUUGUCAGAGCGGGCCACCUGAGCAGAGUCCCGUUCUCCAGCUGAGUUGACCUAAAGAAACAUCUUUGUUACAUGUGUACAGUCAUGAAGUUCAACCAGUGCGUACUGCAGGACACACCUGGGAGCCAUGGCGACAACAAAGUGUGGAAAUGGCACAUUCAGGACCCCGCCAGCCAGAGACUGACGUGGAACAAGCCGCCAAAAAGUGUCCUUGUCAUCAAGAAGAUUCGAGAUGCCAGUCUGCUUCAGCCUUUCAAAGAGCUUUGCGUAUUCCUCACCGAGGUGAAAAACAUGAUUGUUUAUGUGGAAAAGAAAGUUCUGGAGGACCCAGCCAUUUCAGGAGAUGAAAACUUUGGGGCCAUUACCAAGAAAUUCUGUACUUUCAGAGAAGAUCUUGAUGACAUCUCAAACCGUGUGGACUUCAUCAUCUGUCUUGGUGGAGAUGGGACUUUGCUGUAUGCAUCUUCGCUCUUCCAGGAGAGUGUUCCACCAGUUAUGGCCUUCCACCUGGGCUCCCUGGGCUUCCUGACACCUUUUAAAUUUGACACCUAUCAGUCUCAGGUCACCCAAAUUAUUGAAGGUAAUGCUGCCAUCGUUCUGCGAAGUCGCUUGAAAGUCCGAGUUCUUAAAGAGAACUGGGAAAAGAAGGCCAGAGUGGACGAGAAGGGGAUCAUCCUGACCAACGGGGACGUCGAAAGUAGCAGCAAAGCCAUGCAGUAUCAGGUUCUGAACGAGGUGGUGGUGGACAGAGGACCCUCCUCCUAUCUCUCCAAUGUGGACCUGUUCCUGGAUGGACACCUCAUCACCACAGUGCAGGGAGACGGUGUGAUUGUAUCUACACCUACAGGAAGUACAGCGUACGCUGUGGCUGCAGGAGCUUCCAUGAUCCAUCCCAACGUCCCCGCCAUCAUGAUCACCCCCAUCUGCCCUCACUCGCUCUCCUUCAGACCCAUCGUGGUGCCUGCCGGGGUGGAGCUCAAGAUAAUGCUGUCACGUGACGCCAGAAACACGGCCUGGGUGUCAUUUGAUGGAAGAAAGAGACAAGAGAUCUGCCAUGGAGACAGUAUUACCAUCACCACUUCCUGCUUCCCUGUUCCCUCCAUCUGUUUCCGUGACCCGGUCAACGACUGGUUCGAGAGCCUGGCCCAGUGUUUGCACUGGAACGUCAGGAAGAAGCAGAACUACCUCAGCUCAGAGGACGAGGAGUUCUGAGGCCGAUUCCAUGAUCUUCAGGAUCUUCUCCGAGGUCUCCACGACUCCAAAGUCUUGGUUUUAGCUCGCCCGUGCUCUGUGCCGCUUGGUCUUUUAUGAAAAGAGGGUCUCACCAAACUCCACUCAAAAAAAUCUCAAAAUAAUAUUUCUCUUUGUGUGUAUUAGAAUGACUGUGGUGAAAGAACUGGGCCAAACAGCUCUUUACUGUGGUCCUCCAUAUUGGAUUUGGCAAAAAUAAAUAUGUGAGAAAAAAUAGGAGAACUAUGAAACCUCAAAGUCAACAAUUCAAUUCAAUUCAAUUCAUUAAAUAAGACAUUUAAAAAAGAUCAUAUGAAUGAAUUAAAUAGAAUAUAAAUAACUGAAAUCAUUUUUAAAAUGACAGAAUUACUGUAAAAUGUUCUUUCAGUUCUUUUUCAUUUUUAUUUCAAUUGGCUGAAACUCAACAGUCUUGAAAAGUGACAUUUGGAAAUAAAAGCUGUAAUGAAGCGCAAAUGAUAUUAAAUAACUCUUACUAUGAAACAAAAAGAUGAAAAGACAAAAAAACAAAAUAUUUGUCUUACUAACUUAACAGUUUAUUGAACACUUUGUGUCUCCAUAGAGAGACACUCACUCAUUCUCCUCAGAGAACCUCGAUGACGACAUGAGAAAAAUGCAGCGUUAAUAAGGAGCCUCAUUAUACAUCAUGUUAAAAUGGUGGAUUUUUGAAUGGAGUUUGGCAUCACUACUGGUCCAGGAUUGUCCCAGUGUGUUUUCAGUCUGGUCUUUUGUCCAAUGCAAUUUGUUGGACCAGUAAUCAGAGGGUAAUGCAAAGUAUGGGACAACCUGAGACUAAAUGCACAAGUUCAGCUGUGGACAGCAGUUUACUACAAUACUCUUGACCGGUGGUAUCGAGUCUGUUCUAGCACUUUUUAAUCUUUGAGACAACAGGCAGGGACGUGUCUGCUACUUUAUAAUAAGCUCCCUGUCCCAGUAGAGGUGAAGGUCAGGUUGCACUUUUAUGGAAGAAAAAAAAAAACCUGUUGACUCAAACUUUCCCAAAUUCAGUUUUAUCAAAUCAGGAGAAACUGAUGUUCCACCGUCAUUGAAUGACACGUUUUUAACAGGACAUCUACUUGGCAAUAGCGGCCCGACUGUACAGACUGUGCCUUAAACACUGGUUUCACUCAUGUAUAGAAAUAUUAUUUUUUAAGGUUUACAUCAUGGUAAUGUUUUUAAUCACACACCUGCACAGAUUUGUGGUUUCGUGCAUUUUUCACUAUAACUAGAUGUCGACCUGUCUCUGCUGUUUGCAGCACGUGACACUUGAUUAACUAAUUGAAUUAUCUAUGUUCCACAGUAUCUCUGUUCUGCAGUCAUGUAGUGAAUGUGUUGAGUGAUAUUCAUUCCAGGCAGAGAGAGGAGCGUCUGUCCUUUAAGCCAUAGCUGAACUCUGUAGUUUUUAUAAACCGACAUCUGUGGGCUCUGGGUGCUUUAAUGGUUUGUGUGUGUGUGUGUGUGUGGUGUUGAGGGAUUAAAUUAUUACAGACUUUGCUACCAGUCUGCCACUGCACAGCCUUUGCUGAAUAUUUCGAGGUGGCCUACCUUACAUCUGCUCAGAUAUAAUGUCUAGAUGUUAAUAUAUAUUCUGUGUGAAUUGGCUCAAACUAAAAAAUGAAAUGUGGUGUCGACUUGUCGUAACUCAAGAGGACCAACUGAGCUCUGAAAGGCAAUCAUUCCUUUAACUCUGCGUGUGUAUAUACAUGUGAUGUUUGAAGAACGUUUUGUAACGUCUAUAUGUUUAUUAACCAGUUUACAAUGUAUCAUUUCUGAAAAUAAAUCUAUUUGGUACUUUUUUUUACAUUAAUAAGCUCUUCACUUGUUAAUUCUGUCUGUUGGUGGAGAAAAGUUUUCUCUCUCUCUAACUCGAUUUCUCAACAGCUUGUAGUUGGUUAGAAAAUACCCUGUACUACAGUGCGAGUACUCCAACAUUUAAUAAAGCCAAAGCUAGUCUAACCCUAGUUUUCAAAGCAGAUACUGCCACCUGAUACAGUUUGUUGUCUGAACUGUUUAAUCUCAGUAAAGUCCAGACUUCAGCUUCUCUGUCAACUCUUCUCACUUUUGUAACUCAGACCCUCUAACUCUUUUGUAUCAGUAAGAUUGUUAAUGUUUCUAAUAUGAACUUUUUUUCCCAGAGCACUUUAAUAAACGGAGAGAAAGUUCAACCAG